Chrysoperla carnea is the source of this 294-nucleotide messenger RNA. RefSeq names its product MIEF1 upstream open reading frame protein. Lineage: Eukaryota; Metazoa; Arthropoda; Insecta; Neuroptera; Chrysopidae. The record is from RefSeq and is a predicted model, not a curated record. Bases 3 to 209 code for a protein of 68 amino acids. The transcript has 2 exons.
AAAUGGAAGUGCCAAAUGCAAAUCAAAUCCUUCGAUUAUACAGGCAAUUACUAAAGUAUGGUAAAAAUUUACAAUUUACAGAUAAAGAUUAUUUUCAAAAACGAAUUCGUCACGAAUUUAAACAAAAUAAAUCUUUAACGAAUGUAGAUGAUGUAAUUUUUAAUUUUAAGAAAGGUCAAAGUUUAUUAAAGCGAAAAACUGUUGUAUAAUGUCCAUAAUAUCGAAUAUCACCUGCAUCUUACGGAAUAUACGAUUACCAAUAGUUCCAAUUCGAUAUAAACAUCCAAGUAUCGA